Myotis davidii is the source of this 2144-nucleotide messenger RNA. RefSeq names its product engrailed homeobox 2 (gene EN2). The record is from RefSeq and is a predicted model, not a curated record. Gene Ontology annotation, cellular component: nucleus. Gene Ontology annotation, molecular function: DNA-binding transcription factor activity, RNA polymerase II-specific; RNA polymerase II cis-regulatory region sequence-specific DNA binding. Lineage: Eukaryota; Metazoa; Chordata; Mammalia; Chiroptera; Vespertilionidae. The transcript has 2 exons. Bases 1 to 372 code for a protein of 123 amino acids. Gene Ontology annotation, biological process: regulation of transcription by RNA polymerase II; neuron differentiation; multicellular organism development.
AUGCUCUGGCCCGCGUGGGUCUACUGCACGCGCUACUCGGACCGGCCUUCUUCAGGCCCCAGGUCUCGAAAACCAAAGAAGAAGAACCCCAACAAAGAGGACAAGCGGCCACGCACAGCCUUCACCGCGGAGCAGCUGCAGAGGCUCAAGGCCGAGUUCCAGACCAACAGGUACCUGACUGAGCAGCGGCGCCAGAGCCUCGCCCAGGAGCUGGGCCUCAAUGAGUCGCAGAUCAAGAUCUGGUUCCAGAACAAGCGCGCCAAGAUCAAGAAGGCCACGGGCAGCAAGAACACGCUGGCGGUGCACCUGAUGGCGCAGGGCCUGUACAACCACUCCACCGCGGCCAAGGAGGGCAAGUCGGACAGCGAGUAGCCCCGUCUUCUCCCUGCGCGUCUCUGUGCGCGCGCAACAAUGCAAUAACUUAAAGUUAUCAAAAGGGCAAGUGUACAAAGUUAUACCAGCAUUCCUAGUGAAAAGAUCGUGUGUUAGCUAUGGUUCUGCAAUAUUCUAUGUGUAUAUAAUUUACAGGUGAUGUAAAAUCCAAAAUGUCUGACUAUAAAAUAUUUUUUUUUAUUUUUGUGUGUUUAUGAGAUUAUGCUAAUUUUAUGAUUUUAUUUUUUUUCGAAAGGGGGCUGCUUAGGGUUUCAUCUUUUUUUUUUUUAAUCCCCUAAGUUCCAUAUGGGACAUGGGACGCUUUUUUAAUUUCAAAAGAAGAAAAAUUAAAACAACUUGCUGAAGUCCAAAGAUUUUUAUUGCUGCAUUUCACACAACUGUGAACCGAAUAAAUAGCUCCUACUUGGUCUAUGAGUUCUGCCACUUUGUAUGGUCGUGCCAUGGGCAACAGGAGGGGCCGCUCCCGCCUCAGCCUGGCCUGGCAGGGCCCUGGUGGGGAUGGGGCUGCAGGGUCCUUGGAAGAGCAGGGCCCUCUCGGGGGAGAGUGGCCAUGCCUAUUGCCAGGGCCUGUGCUAGGCAGGGGCCCACAGUGGUUCUCAGCUCACCACACGCAGCUCCAUCCCUCCUCCGGCCUUCUCUCCCGCCUGCCUCCCACACCAGGCCCCUGAGUGCUAGUCUGCAUCUGUAUUUGUGUUGCUGUCCCCUGUCCCUCCGCCCACAGCUAGCGCCAACUCUGCGGCCUCAGCGCCAGGGCUUCGAGCAGAGGGGUGACCCUCCUCCCUCCAGCCCAGGCUCCGGCCUCUCCUGCUGCUCCUCCCGCCCCUCAGAAGCCUGUCAGGCCCCAGAAGUGGCGGAGGUCCGUCACCGCCAGGCAGGUAGAAGGCUCCUGACAGAGGUGGCCUCUCCUUGCUUUUUUUUUUUUUUCUGUUUUGUGCCCUUCCUUUUUUUGUAAGUCGUCACUUCUGCUACAGAGAGCAUUCGAGGUGUGUACAUAUGUAUGUAGGUGUGUACACACGGACAGGUGUAUGCGAGCCCCCCGUCUGGGACACAUGGCUACCUUGACUUUUAAAGGUUCUCUGAGUCCUCAGGGAUCCAGAGGAAGGACAACGUGUAAAUAACGAUUUCUUAUCACGUCUGUCUUUUGUUUUUAAAUAUACAUUUUAUUUUUUGAAGGUGUGGUACAGUGUAAAUUAAAUAUAUUCCAUAUAUCCUCACCAAGUACAUAUAUAUAUAUAAACAAACACAUUACCUUUCUAUAUAACGCCACACUGUCUUCUGUUUAGUGCACAGAAAAGAACCACGUCCAAGCGGUCCCACAGCCGGGACGCGGGGCCUUGCGGGCCCUGAGGACGGAGGGUGACUUUCUCUCUUUGCCUUAAACCUCUUUAUUUUACGUUGACAACACUUUCACUCUGUACAUAGUAGCGUAAACCUUUUUCAAAAGGAACUAUAAAAUCAAAAAGUUGUAAUUUAACAUUCUGUGAAUAACCAUCUGCUGCUUAGGAAACGCAAUGAAAUGAAUGAUAUGCCUUUUUUGCAGGAAGCAAAGUUUUUCUUUUUUUUUUAGUUUGUAAAAUGUGCAUUUUACAGUUCCAGUAUCAAAUAUUUAUAAUCUUAUGAGAAAUGAAUGUUUCUGAAUGUUUCUAUCUCCAACUGUGGUUAUCAAAAUUGUGAACAUUCCCUCUGCAUUUUUGUGUGUUUAAAAUCUUGAAAGCUACAUUAAAUAAAAAUAACCCCAAUUUAUUGUAAAA